GUGUCCUGGGCGCGGCGAUGGCGGCUCCGUACGGCUCGUCGUAUGGUCUUGCAACGGUUGGCAGCUAUGCUAAUCCAAACUAUGGAUUUAAUUAUGCGGUAAACGACCCAGUGACGGGGGACAACAAGGCGCAGACGGAGGUGCGGGAGGGCGACGUGGUGAAAGGCUCCUACUCACUGGCGGAGCCCGACGGUACCAUACGUAUUGUCGAGUAUACCGCAGACCCCGUCUCGGGUUUCAACGCAGUGGUUAAGAGAAUAGGACACGCCUCCCAUCCCCAGCAGACCCUGACCCCCGUCGUCACCAAAGCUAUCCCGACUCCAACGUGGCACACCCCCGCCCCCGCCCCGGCACCCGCUAACGUCUACAGCGGUCUCGACGGGUACUGGGACCAGGGUCUCGGUUGGAGCGGUCUCGGCUGGUCCGGUCUCGGCUGGAGCGGUCUCGGCGGCGGCGCGACAGGACACGGACAAUGGUACCAUUAAGGACUUUAUGCUCUAAAACUUUAAGACUCAUUCACAUUAACAAGGAUAUAGCGUUGUCUAUGAAAUGUAAAUGAGGACCUUAAAAUUUUAAACAUCUGUAGAUUUUGUUUCAAGCGAUUUACUAGUCUAUUUC
This is a messenger RNA of Papilio machaon (common yellow swallowtail), 618 nucleotides long. It is a transcript of the gene CPR57, whose product is annotated as cuticle protein 7. Lineage: Eukaryota; Metazoa; Arthropoda; Insecta; Lepidoptera; Papilionidae. The transcript has 2 exons. The coding region runs from base 18 to 485 and encodes 155 amino acids. The record is from RefSeq and is a predicted model, not a curated record. Gene Ontology annotation, cellular component: extracellular matrix.